GGGCGGCGCCCCACGCCAGCUGCAGGGCGCGCCACAUGGGGCGCAGGCACUGCACCUUCGCCCUGCGAGGCAUGGCCAAGGACCCCGCGGUCGAGCUGGGCCUGUGGCGCCUCCCUUCCGCCGACGCCAUCUUCGUCGAGGGGGAAUGCUUCGGGUCUGCCACGGGCCGGGUGUACACGGACGGCAGCCUACCCUACGGCAAGUGUGCCGCCCUGCGGCGCCGAGGCUGGUCUUGCGUGCAGCUGGCCGAGAACGUAACACUCCAGUACGCCUGCUGA
Molecule: messenger RNA, 278 nt
Organism: Prorocentrum cordatum
Lineage: Eukaryota; Dinophyceae; Prorocentrales; Prorocentraceae
Source: the annotation of a GenBank genome assembly